UUUCGAUACCCUCCCGAAUCUCAAAGUUAGUAUUUAUAUGUCUUCCUAAUAACCAGUUAACUACUACACUAUCUUGUGCAACACCAAUACACCAUAUAAACUUGUAAUCAACUGUAACCUCACAAAUUAUACCAGAAAAUGGCUCAAGCAAUGGCAUCGAACCAUGUUAUCGAAAAAUACGGACCAUAUGGUUCUCAAUGUGCAACAAACUGGUGCAUGAUGCUUGAUGAAUGUGAUAGCAUCAGAGAAGUGAUAAUAAGGCACGCAAAUAUUGUUGAUGGAAUUGGAUUCGUCAUAGUUGAUGCAAGUGGGUGUAACACCACUAAGUCAGUUGGUGGCCAAGGUGGAAAAUGUUCCAGGAUUGUACUCAAGCAUAACGAGUACAUAAUCCAAGUAAGCGGGACACAUGGAGAGCACAAGGGUAGUGGCUAUGAACGUCGAAUCACCUCGUUGAGGAUUCACACCAACUUAUGCCCAGGAGGAUAUGGACCUUAUGGGUUGGCAAAGAAUGUGCAACAUGUUUGUAGCUUUUCAACUCCACUAGCAUCAUGUGAUCCUAUUGUUGGAUUUUUUGGAAGGCAAGGAAAGUUUCUUGAUUCCAUUGGAAUUUACAUGAAGAAAAGGUUUCCGGAAAUCUCACCUUAUUAAGAUGUUGAAGAAGAUUGAAGCUGGUCAAAUUCAGCUAGCUAUAUGGGAGCGUUCAUGUGUGUUAAUGGCUUAAUGCUGAUCAGUGUGCCUUAAUAUAUAGUGUUAUCGCUUUCUCUUUUACAUGUGUGUAUUCUACCAAUAAGCCAAUAUGCGAGUGGCCUCUUAUGUGUGAUUUACGUAAUCAUAAACUUAAGUGAAUGUAUGUUAUUUAUGGUUUGUCUUUGUGAAAGUAGCUACUUUUCUUUCUUA
Molecule: messenger RNA, 897 nt
Organism: Beta vulgaris subsp. vulgaris (sugar beet)
Lineage: Eukaryota; Viridiplantae; Streptophyta; Magnoliopsida; Caryophyllales; Amaranthaceae
Product: protein GOS9
Exons: 4
Coding region: 139-648 (169 amino acids)
Source: RefSeq, a predicted model, not a curated record